AUGUCCCCGACAGCGGCGCAGCUCGAGCCGCUCUAUGCGCGGUUACCUUCAGUUGAUGUGACAGGCGAGGCCAUGCACAGCGCUGCACUGCUGGCUGUCGGCGCUUAA
Molecule: messenger RNA, 108 nt
Organism: Phytophthora nicotianae INRA-310
Lineage: Eukaryota; Oomycota; Peronosporomycetes; Peronosporales; Peronosporaceae
Exons: 2
Coding region: 1-108 (35 amino acids)
Source: RefSeq, a predicted model, not a curated record